Molecule: messenger RNA, 696 nt
Organism: Periconia digitata
Lineage: Eukaryota; Fungi; Ascomycota; Dothideomycetes; Pleosporales; Periconiaceae
Source: the annotation of a GenBank genome assembly
UUCUCCGCCGCUCAAAUCAUCUCUUUCUCUCUUUCUCUUUCCACAACACUGACCAGACACUAUUCACCUGUCAGUCAUGGCGCCCUCAGUCCAUGGUGUACUCGAGUACGAUCAAGCUCUCCAAUCCAACAAGGACAUUCAACAGCUCAAGACGCGCGUCACCAUCGAUGACCUGGCCUUCUAUUACGACGACAAGGACAAGCUGGCACUCUUGAUGGGUGGCACAUACGACGAGCUUACUGCUUGGAUUAAGGACAACAAGGCCAUCGCCGAUGUCCUCAAUCACCAGUGGGAGAAUGUGGAGAAGACUGGAGUUGCUGAUGGCUUGCACAACAUGAUGGACCGAUUGAGGGUCAUCACAUUCGGACUGGUUGCGCUUCUUCAUCACAGUGACCCCUUUGUGCGUUCCACCCCUGCCAAUGCCAAUGACGGCACCUUCCCCGAAAUCACCUACCACAACAUCGUCAAGUGCCACCAGGCAAUGGUCGACAAAGGUCUGUUCGUCAACAAGGGCUAUACCAACGAAGCGGAGCACCAGCGUGCCUACAUCUUUCUCAACGCCAUGAUGCUUCAUCGUGCCAAUCCCGCCGACAUCAAUGCUGCAAAGGCCAAGUUGGAGGAGGUUUUCAAGGAUGCUCAAGUCAGCGGGGUUAGCGUCGACUAAAGGAAGGGCAACGGUGGAGCGCUCAUGGUCAU